This is a messenger RNA of Fusarium keratoplasticum, 1188 nucleotides long. Its product is annotated as Acetyl-CoA C-acetyltransferase. Lineage: Eukaryota; Fungi; Ascomycota; Sordariomycetes; Hypocreales; Nectriaceae. The record is from RefSeq and is a predicted model, not a curated record. The transcript has 4 exons. Bases 1 to 1188 code for a protein of 395 amino acids. Gene Ontology annotation, cellular component: peroxisome. Gene Ontology annotation, biological process: phenylacetate catabolic process; fatty acid beta-oxidation. Gene Ontology annotation, molecular function: acetyl-CoA C-acyltransferase activity.
AUGACCAAGUCGCCCAACGACGUCGUCGUCCUGUCAGCCAUUCGCAGCCCCAUCACUCGCUCGUUCAAAGGCGGAUUCAAAGAUGCCUGGCCAGAGGACAUCUUGGGACCGAUCAUGGCGGAAGCCCCAAGGCGAGCCAACAUCGAAGCCAAGGACGUCCAAGAUGUCCUCAUAGGCAACGUCCUCGCUGAGCUAGGCUUCGCAAAGACUGGGCGGAUGGCCCUUCUCAACGCUGGCUUCCCAGUGACAACCACGUUUCACACCGUCAAUCGCCAAUGCUCGAGCAGCUUACAGGCCGUCACCCAUCUGGCGCACUCAAUCUGGGCUGAUCAAAUCGACGUGGCCAUGGCCGGCGGCGUUGAGAGCAUGUCCAAGAACUACCAGACCCGCGGUGUACCCGCCGACGUGGGGCCAAGCCUCCGAGGCACUGCUAUCAAGUCGGCGGCCGACUGUCUGAUGCCCAUGGGCAUCACCUCGGAGAACGUGGCAAGUCGGUACAAGAUUAGCCGCCAGAUGCAGGAUGACUUUGCUCUGCUCAGUCAUAGUAGGGCAAAUCAGGCACACUCUGCCGGCCACUUUGAUAGUGAGAUUGUGCCCGUCGAGUAUACUUUCGUAGAUGGAGAGGUCGAAAGCCGCGUUCGAGUCGAAGCAGAUGACACUAUUCGGGCUGGUGUCACACUGGAGAAGCUGGCAAAGCUGAAGCCAGCCUUUAUCAAGACGGGCGGCAGCACAGCAGGGAAUUCAUCUCAGAUAUGCGAUGGAGCAUCAGCGGCCAUCCUGGCCCGUCGAUCUUGGGCCGAAGCCCGCGGUCUAAAGCCCCUUGCAAGGUUCCUGGGCACCCAAGUAGCAGGCUGCGAACCCGACGAGAUGGGAAUGGGCCCCUUGUAUGCGAUCCCAAGGCUCUACAAGCAUGCUGGGAUUGAGCAAAAGGAUGUCAACAUCUUUGAGCUGAACGAAGCUUUCGCCAGCCAGACAUUGGCUUGCAUCCACGGGCUCGGCCUCGACAUCGACAGGGUCAAUCCCAACGGCGGUGCCAUUGCCAUCGGUCACCCUACAGGAGCUACUGGGACGAGGCAGCUGGCCACGCUUCUCGCUGAGCUUGCUCGCCAGGACAAGGAGGUCGGGGUUAUCAGCAUGUGUGCUAGCACCGGUCUUGGCGUGGCCUCUGCUUUCAUUAGAGAAGAGUGA